CGGCAUCUUCACCUCCCCUCCGGGAAGUUUGGUUUUUAGCUCGGACUAACCCUCCGGAUAAGGUGUUUUCAGUCUUGCACGCAGCGUUUUCUCCCUCGUGAUGUCUGCAGAGAUGCGGCGUAGCAGCAUAAACGGGGUCCCAAUCAAGAACAUAGAGAGGGAGCUGAUCUGCCCCAUCUGCAAGGAGCUCUUUACCCAUCCUCUGAUCCUGCCCUGCCAGCACAGCGUCUGCCACAAAUGUGUCAGAGAGCUGCUCGUGCAGAACCACGAGGACUCUUUUGAUGCCGGUUCUGAGUGCUCCCUACCGGGCAGCCCCAGGUCCAGGGUGCCCUCCCCUUCCAUGGAGAGGCUGGACAGGCUCGUGAGAUCAGCCACAGUGCGAAGGUCGAUUGGAAGUCGAGGUAGACGCGGGCUCCGUGUUUUGAGUAGCUGUAGUAGUUCCAUCUCCUCUCCGGGGUGGCGCCGAGGCUCUGUGACUCCCCGGGUCACCACCAUCCCAUGCCCAGGCUGCCAGCAUGACAUAGAUCUGGGCGAGCGCGGCAUCAGCAUGUUGUUCCGAAACUUCACCCUGGAGAGCAUCGUCGAGCGCUAUCGGCAGGCUGCCCGCGCAGCUGUCGCCAUCAUGUGCAACAUCUGCAAACCUCCACAGCAGCAGGAGGCUACAAAGAGCUGCAUGGACUGCAAGGCGAGCUACUGCAACGAGUGUUUCAAGCUGCACCACCCCUGGGGCACACCCAAAGCCCAGCAUGAGUAUGUUGGUCCCACUACGAAUUUUAGGCCCAAGGUGCUCAUGUGCCCAGAGCAUGAGAUGGAGAAGGUGAACAUGUACUGUGAGGUUUGCAGGCGUCCCGUGUGUCACUUGUGCAAGCUGGGAGGAUCCCACGCUAACCACAAAGUCACCUCUAUGAGCAAUGCCUACAAGAUCCUCAAGGAGAAGCUGGCUAAGAGUAUCCAUUACCUCAUCAGCAAAGAGGACCAGGUCAGGGCUCAGAUUACUGAGCUUGAGGUGCUCAUCAAUAAGACUGAGGAAAAUGGCCAGCUAGCAGAGCGUCAAGCUAACGAGCAUUUUGAGCGUCUGUUUGAAACUCUGCAAGAGAGAAAAUCCGAGAUGCUGAGGUCAAUCGAACAGUCUCGUAACCGUCGCAUGGAGCAACUCAGAGGCCAGGUGGAGGAAUACCAGGGUAUGCUGGAGAACAGCGGGUUGGUAGGUUACGCUCAGGAGGUGCUGAAGGAAACCGAUCAGUCCUGCUUUGUUCAGACUGCAAAGCAGCUGCAUGUCAGGAUCCAGAAAGCCACUGAGUCUCUGAGGACCUUUCACCCCGCAGCUGACCCCUGCUUUGACGAGUUUGUGUUGGACACGUCUAGAGAAGAAACUCUGCUCAAAGAGAUGUGCUUUGGUGGAGUUCCAGACCCACCUCUGAUUGACUUAUCCAGUAGCAGAGUCUAUAAUGAGGCCUCAAUCUGCUGGAGGCUCUCUGAUGACCACCUACCUACUGAUCACCACAUGCUUGAGUACCGUAGACUUGGAGGCCCAGGCCAGUCCCCAUCCCAGGAGGACGGUGAGGACAAUGGAGUCUGGCGGGCCACAGACAGGGUGUACGGUCCCAGCACUGUGGUGUGUGACCUGGAGCCUGACAGCCUGUAUUCCUUCAGAGUACGAAGCUGCAGGAACUCGAUGUUCAGCCCCUACAGUCCUGAGGUCACCUUCCACACACCACCUGCACCCGUUUUUGGUUUCCUGUUCAGCGACAAGUGUGGAUUCAGCACGGAGCGGCUCAUUCUAAACAAGCGGCGGGAUACUGUGGAGAGCGUAGCUGGCACGACCUUCCUCCUCGCAGCUGAACGUGUACAGACAGGCAGCUACAUCGGGCUAGAUUACAUAAUUGGGGACAUGGGCAUCUCUCAGGGAAGACAUUAUUGGGCCUUUAAGGUGGAACCAUACUCUUAUAUGGUUAAAGUUGGAGUGGCCUCUGACACAAAGCUGAUGGAAUGGUUUCACAAUCCAAGAGAUACUAGCAGCCCAAGGUACGACCACGACAGCGGGCAUGACAGCGGCAGUGAGGACGCCUGCUAUGAGCUCUCCCAGCCCUUCACCCUCGUCACCUUGGGCAUGGGCAAACUCUUCAUCCCUAAGGCUUCUUCAUCCUCCAGUGUCUCCACAGCAAACGCACAGUUGGCUGACCCCGGAAACCGCAUGCUUCCCAUGCCCCAGCGCUUGGGCGUAUGCCUAGAUUAUGACGCGUGCCGGGUGUAUUUUUAUGACGCUGACACCAUGAGGUGCCUUUAUGAGAGGCAGGUGGAUUGUUCGGGAACAAUGUAUCCGGCUUUUGGCCUCAUGGGCAGUGGAAAGGUUCAGCUGGAAGAGUUCAUUGCCAGUAAGAAACUGGCGUUUUGAGGAGUGCAUUAGGACCUGAAUGAAUUUUUGUCUUCAGCAUGUUCUGGGAAGGGUAGGUUUUAUUGACAGGGUGAUGGAGCACAAUUUGGCCUUGGUCAAAUCAGGCAGAUGUGAUUAGGGCUUUUGGUCCUUAUGUGGAAAUGGGAUCUCUGCCAGGGAGUGGCCUGUUUAGUGUUGGCGUGCAUAAUGUACUAUUACUAAGAUAAUAACACUGAAUAUCAGUGUCCGCAUACAGAGGUCUUCAGUAGUUGGUAUAGAUGUAAAAGGUCUUCUUUAUAUACCAAAGUCUCUGUAUCUAUUAAUUGUAUCGGACCUGGUUUUAUGAUCUGCUGAUGUGGAAUCGGCUGCAUGGUUAGUCUGCAGUCACUGAAUCUUUUAACUUUAAACGCCUUUGAUCUUAUGCUUACACUUCCCUUUUUGUCAGGGUUCUGUUUAAAUAUUUUGUGUGUUAAUUAGUGGGUGGUUUUUG
This is a messenger RNA of Archocentrus centrarchus (flier cichlid), 2864 nucleotides long. RefSeq names its product tripartite motif containing 36 (gene trim36). Gene Ontology annotation, biological process: acrosome reaction; spindle organization. Lineage: Eukaryota; Metazoa; Chordata; Actinopteri; Cichliformes; Cichlidae. The record is from RefSeq and is a predicted model, not a curated record. Gene Ontology annotation, cellular component: acrosomal vesicle. The transcript is spliced from 14 exons. The coding region runs from base 101 to 2395 and encodes 764 amino acids. Gene Ontology annotation, molecular function: zinc ion binding; protein binding; ubiquitin-protein transferase activity.